GUCUAAACCCUGAGCAGGAGAGGAAGAGGAAGGUCCUGCAGGUUCAUAAGACACAGCGUGAGACUGGGGAAGUCAGUGUGUCACCGUGCUUGGAGCUUUGCUGCCCAGUCUCUGGACUCGUUCACCAUCAGUCUCUUCCCACAAGAGAAUGUACAAAAUGAUGCCGAGGUCUCUCUGCAACAGUUUGCCAGCUGGUUUGAUGUUGGGUUUCUUUGUUUUCCUGCUUCAACCAGUUUCCACACAGAAAAACAGAAAUCGAAUGUAUUUCUUGGAUAAUGGAGAUGACAUUGUGUUAAACGGACCGGACAAUGCUGAGAAAGCCACUGUUAUUGUCUGGGAAUGGAAACCACACUCAGGGAAGGAAAUCGGAAACUUGUCGACUUUUAGAAGAACGGGGAACUAUUGGAUCAAAGAUAACGCCGCUGGCAACUUGUACCCGGAGAUGAAAGUGAAUACCAGUACCCUUGCUCUAACAAUUGAUAAACCCACAUUUAAAUUGGCGGGAAUUUUCACUUUGAAUCAAACAGAACCGAUAAAGCAAAUCCUGAAACAAUAUGAAAUAUUUGGGAUGAAAGUUGAGGCAAGUCCACGGAGGCCUCUGCUGGGCAGUGACGUUACACUCAGCUGCACCAUCUCCAGACUCUCAGAUACAGUCAGUCUUCACUGGAGACCCAUGGACUCAUCCCAGCAGAACAGGAGCAACACUGAUCAGAUCCGCCUGGAUAACACAGUCUAUCUGAUGGUUCAACACGUUACAGUGGAGGAUGGGAAGCUGUAUGUGUGUGAAGUGCGGGAAAAUGGAAACAUUCUUCACACAAGUAACGGAGAUUUUACUGUAAACAAGUAUUUAUAUAAUGGGAUAUACACACUUUACCGCUCCAGCACCGGUCACACUAUUCCCGUGCUCAGUGGUUCUGGACACCUCAUCCCCAUCAACAGCUGA
Amblyraja radiata (thorny skate) is the source of this 943-nucleotide messenger RNA. RefSeq lists its product as uncharacterized. The transcript has 6 exons. The record is from RefSeq and is a predicted model, not a curated record. The coding region runs from base 149 to 943 and encodes 264 amino acids. NCBI's taxonomy places the organism in Eukaryota, Metazoa, Chordata, Chondrichthyes, Rajiformes, Rajidae.